Mizuhopecten yessoensis (Yesso scallop) is the source of this 2914-nucleotide messenger RNA. RefSeq names its product ribosome production factor 1-like. Gene Ontology annotation, molecular function: rRNA primary transcript binding. The coding region runs from base 31 to 969 and encodes 312 amino acids. Gene Ontology annotation, biological process: maturation of LSU-rRNA; maturation of 5.8S rRNA. Lineage: Eukaryota; Metazoa; Mollusca; Bivalvia; Pectinida; Pectinidae. Gene Ontology annotation, cellular component: nucleolus; preribosome, large subunit precursor. The transcript is spliced from 9 exons. The record is from RefSeq and is a predicted model, not a curated record.
AAACAACUUCCGAAUAGGGUAAAAUCCAACAUGGCUUCCAAAGAUGAAAGCAUGGCUGUUUCUGAGAUCCCAAAACCAAAUAUAUCAAGUAUAAGGAACAAACAACUUAGAAAAGCAGCAUACAUGAAGUUGAAGAUUGAGAAGAGGAAGGAAAAAAUUAAAGAGAAGAAGAGAAAAAAGAAAGAAAAUGAAGCUUUAGGUGACAAGGCUCCACCAAAGCAGGUUCCUAAGACAAUCGAGAGUAUGAGAAUCCCUGAUGAGACUAUGGUGAAUGCCCAGGACGAAGAGGUGAUGAAAGAUGAAGCUCAAGAUGAGAUGUCCUCCUAUUUCAGAAGGGAAACUCUCCCCAAAAUACUCAUCACCACUAGUGAUAGACCCAGUUCUAGAACCAAUAAGUUUUGUAAAGAGCUAAAGAAGAGUUUUCCAAACUCAGAGAUUUACUACCGUCGCGGACUGGACCUGAAGAAGAUCAUCCCUCAAGCUCUGUCCAGAGACUUUACCGACAUUAUGGUAGUCAACGAGAACCAUCAACAGCCCAAUGGACUGAUUCUAACACAUCUACCUGACGGUCCAACAUCUCACUUUAAAAUGAGCAAUGUCAGGCUUGCACCAGAGAUUAAGAGGGUUGGAGAGAUGACAGGUCAUCAACCGGAGAUCAUUCUAAACAACUUCAACACCAGACUUGGACACAGUGUCGGACGCAUGUUUGCCUCCUUAUUUCCCCACGACCCUGAAUUCCAUGGCCGUAGAGUGAUCACAUUUCAUAACCAGCGAGACUUCAUCUUCUUCAGGCAUCACAGAUAUGUAUUUAGAAAUGAAAAGAGGGCUGGAUUGCAAGAACUAGGACCAAGAUUUACACUGAAAUUACGAUCGUUACAAAAAGGCACAUUUGACUCAAAAUAUGGAGAAUAUGAAUGGAUUCACAAGCGUCAUGAAAUGGACACAAGUAGAAGGAAGUUCUUCUUAUAGUGCAGAGAAGUCAGAGGUCACUCUGGUCUACUGUGUCUGAUACUACUGAUAAAAUCACUGUGCUGAAGUCAGAGGUCACUCUGGUCUACUGUGUUUGAUACUACUGAUAAAAUCACUGUGCCGAAGUCAGAGGUCUGACACUCUGGUCUACUGUGUCUUAUACUACUGAUAAAACCAAUGUGCUGAAGUCAGAGGUCACUCUGGUCUACUGUGUUGAUACUACUGAUAAAAUCACUGUGCUGAAGUCAGAGGUCACUCUGGUCUACUGUGUCUGAUACUACUGAUGAAGUCACUGUGCUGAAGUCAGAGGUCUGACACUCUGGUCUACUGUGUCUGAUACUACUGUCAAAAAUACUACUGAUCAAUGUGCUGAUCAUGAGCUUAAACCUGGAUCUCGGCCUUCUAUCGGAACCUGAACAUCAGCCGUCUACCUGAACCUCGGUCCUCUACCUGAACCUUGACCUCCAACCUGAACCUUGACGCCCCAACCUGAACCAUGACCUCUACCUGAACAUCGACCACCUGUCUGAACCUUGACCCCCAACCUGAACCUUGACCCCCCCCCUGAACCACGAUCUCUACCUGAACAUCGGACCUCAACCUAACUUCGGCCACCUACCUGAACCUCUAGUGCUGACACAAUUCUGGCUUCUAUCAGGAGAGGCUGCCUUUUGUAGUUGACUACUGUAUGUCUCACUCCGAUUACAUUUGGAUGUGAACAUUAACCUUCGAGGAUCAUAUAACAGAAGAGUUACCUGUUUAGGAUGUGGAUGUGUCGAUGGAUACUGACAUUCAGCAAUUCCCUGGAAAGAAUCAACACAAAGGCAGAUAUAUUGUAUACGUUUUAUUCCGUAUGCAUUGUGUUGGUAAAGAUAUUUGAAAAAGACAGUAAAUACUUGAUUCAUUAAAAGGUUUAUACAACAUAUUGAACUUUUUGUUGGUAACACGAGUGAUUUAUACUAGUAGAGUCUAUCAUAUGUAGGUAAGGGGGAGGGGGAAAUUAUCCAUUGUGGUGGUCAACUUCAGGUCUUAGUGGAUGGAGGUGUUAGUGAGGGUCGGCAACAAAAAUCUACACCAAAGAGUAGAAUUGACAACAAAGUGUUGGGCACUUUUUCUUCCUACUCUUACCCCGGUAUUUGGUACAUAUCAACAAAACCAUUGCGAAUGCAACAACAAGAAAAAUAUUAACCGAAAAUAUAUUUUGAAAGAUUAGUAAAAAUACAUACUUGAAAAUUCAAAGCACAUUAAUAGUAUCAAAGCUUCACCUAAAGGUUGUUGAAUAAUUGUUUAAUUCUGUUAGGUGAUGUUAUGGGAGUUCUACAUUGGGACAUGUGUAUCUUGCAUUAACAGAGGUGAGAAAAUUAAUGUUUCCUAGAAAGUAUGUAUUAAACUUCUCAGCCAGCUAGAGUUGAAUUUAGUCUGCGACAGGACCAGCAGUGAAACAUUCAGGUAUUUUUUGUUUAAUUGAUAAAACUGUAUGCGUAUUCACCAUUGAAUAUGACAAAUUCAUAUGAAUUGAUAGAUGAUCUGCUUAAUAACUGGUUUUGGCAUGGUAUUUGUGUGUGUCAUUUUGUAUUUGGGGAAUAGCAAUGUCACAAAACCAUUGAACUGUGUCCAUAUUUAAAUACAGUGCUGUAAGGAAAAGAUAUUCAAAUUUAAUUUAGUGUUAAAUAAUAUCUGGAAAGUAAUACAUGGUGAAGCAUUGGAAGAUAUGAAAUUUAUUAUAAACUUAACAUAAAGAUAUAUUUACUUCAAGUUAAUACAAAGGGAACAAAUACGUGUGGUAUAUCAGACUUUCCCCUGUCUGGUGACAUACUCAAAUAAUUCUUUUGAUCUGGAAACAAUUCUGAAUAGUGAAUUAUCUUAUUGAUAAUGUUAUUAGAUACUUAGCUUGUGAGGGAAACUAUGUCCUUAAUAUUGUAAAUUAAGUAAUAAAAAUACUGUA